UAAGGCUACUUGUUCCAUGAUUUCAACAGCUCUCUACCACCCAUCCUUUUAUUUUGUUUUAGUUGUUUUAGGCUGAAAACCCAUUUGUGCUACCACAAGCUCAAGAUAGAAAUCUCUCUGUUGACCAUCUUUUCUUAAUACUUUAUUACUAGCAAACCAAGUUUACAGAUCCGUCUGGGAUCUCUUUGUGGGGUUGAGGGUCACAGAAUAGCAGAAUCCCACCUUGGAAAACUGCUUUUUUUGCUCUCUUGAGUGGGGAGCUUCUGUUCUCUUUCAGUGGGCUUCAGUGUUAUGUGUUGGGCGAUGGCCACUGGUCUCCAAAACCAGGAAGGAGUACCAGAAAACCAUCUGAGGAAACAGCUAGCUUUCGCCGUUAGGAGCAUUCAAUGGAGCUAUGCAAUCUUCUGGUCUAUCAAAACUGGAGGGGUGUUGGAAUGGCGAGAUGGGUACUAUAAUGGAGACAUAAAAACCAGGAAAACAAUGCAACCGAUGGAGUUUAUUGCUGACCAAAUGGGUUUGCAAAGGAGUGAGCAGUUAAGAGAACUGUAUGAAUCACUGUCAGCAGGUGACACCAACCCACAAGCUAGGAGGCCUUCAGCAGCAUUAUCUCCUGAAGAUCUCACAGAUGCAGAGUGGUAUUACUUGGUUUGCAUGUCCUUCAAAUUCAACCGUGGACAAGGGUUGCCUGCAAGAGCAUUGGAAAAUGGUCAGCCCAUCUGGCUGUGCAGGGCUCCUGAUGCAGAUGGCAAAGUAUUUGAACGUUCUCUGCUAGCUAAGAGUGCAUCUAUCCAGACUGUGGUAUGCUUUCCAUUUUUAGGCGGUGUGGUCGAGCUGGGUGUGACCGAUCUGGUCUCAGAAGACCCAAGGCUCAUUGAACAAGUUAAAACUUGCUGCUUGGAGUAUCCGAGACCCAAUUGCAUUGAGCAAUCAGCUUCCAGCCCUCAAAAUGAAGACAAUGAGGAAGAUCCUGUAUUUGUCAAGGUUGGCCAUGAGAAAAUUGAUUCCGUGGCUUUGGAUCCAGCAAGCGAAUUUGAGACAAAACAAGAGUGUGAAACCCCUGGAUUAUUACCUCCGUCGUUUAUUCCUCAAGAAGAAAUCAAGUUGCACCACAAUGGGAUUGAGGAGUUACAUGCAAAUAUCUGUGAAGAGUUAGAAGCAGUCUCUCCCCAUGACAGCUCAAAUGGAUGCGGAGCGCAGCAGCACAUUGAAGAUUCCUUCAUGCUGGAAGGCGUUAAUGGUGGAGCUUCACAAGUCCAGAGCUGGCAGUUCUUAGAUGAUGAGUUCAGCAAUUGCAUGCUUGGUUCCAUGAAUUCUAGUGACUGUAUAUCCCAAACACUUGCAAAUCCUCAGAAUGUCGUCUCUUCUCCCAAGGGUGAGAAAAUAAAUAAUAAUCAUCUUCAAGAACUUCAAGAAUGCAAUGACACUAAGCUAAGCUCAUUGGACCUUGGAAAUGAUGACUUGCACUACUCAAGGACUCUUUCUGCCAUUUUUAAGAACUCACACAGUUUGAUUGUAGCACCACACAUUUGCAGCAGCAAUCACAAAUCUAGCUUUACAAAUUGGAGAGAAGGGCUGGUGGAUCCUCUGAAAACACAGGUUGACACACCACAGAAAAUAUUAAAGAAGAUAUUGUUUGAAGUAGCUUGGAUGCACGGUGGUAACUUGAUCAAGUCCCCGGCACAAAGAGUUAGCAAGGAUGGACUCUGGAUACUAGAAGAGGAUGAUGUUGGUGCGAACCAUGUAUUGUCAGAGAGGAGGAGAAGGGAGAAACUGAAGGAAAAAUUUCAUAUCCUGAAGUCCCUAGUUGCUCCUGUGGGCAAGGUUGACAAAGCUUCUAUCCUUGGUGACACAAUAGAGUACCUGAAAGAGCUUGAAAGAAGGGUUGAAGAGUUGGAAUCAUGCAGGGAGUUGGCAGAGUAUGAAGCAAGAGCAAGAAGGAAGCACCCAGAUAUAGCAGAGAGGACAUCUGACAACUAUGGCCACACAGACAUUGCAAAUGACAGGAAAACUGCAAUUAACAAGAGGAAGGCUUCGGACAUUGAUGAGUCCGAGCUAGAGCUCGAUUGGGCUUCAUCAAAAGAUGGUUUGGCAGCCAAUCUCACCGUUGUCAUGAAUGAAAAAGAGGUUCUGAUCGAGAUGAGGUGUCCUUGGAGGGAGUGUUUGUUGCUUGAUAUUGUAGAUGCCAUAAGCAAUCUCAAUUUAGAUGCUCACACAGUUCAAUCUUCCACUCUUGAUGGCUUUCUCAUUCUGACCAUUAAAUCAAAGUUUAAGGGAGUGGCAGUUGCUUCUGCGGGGAUGAUCAAGCAAGCACUUCAGAGAGUCAUGGGCACAUGUUGAGCAUUGUGGCCUUUAGGAAGGCUAAAAUUGUUGAGGAAUACUUGUAGUGCUGUGCAGUCCAAGUUAAUUAAAUUUGCUUCUUGAAUAUUAUGUAAUAUGAGUUCAGUUGUGGGGGGUACUAUAACUCAGCUUGGACUGUCUCAAAACUCCUGCACUGGCAUUUUGAUUAUGAAUCCAGGCUACCCAUGUGACACAAGAAAGAAGAUCAAAGCUGAUUUGGUUGUUUGGGUUUUGCAUUUCGAUUUAACUUCUGUGAAAGUGCUGUACCAUCCAUUUCUUGCUGAUAAAAUACAUUUUGUAGAAUCU
Messenger RNA from Telopea speciosissima, 2643 nucleotides. Its product is annotated as transcription factor EGL1. The transcript is spliced from 8 exons. Gene Ontology annotation, molecular function: protein dimerization activity. The coding region runs from base 292 to 2337 and encodes 681 amino acids. The record is from RefSeq and is a predicted model, not a curated record. NCBI's taxonomy places the organism in Eukaryota, Viridiplantae, Streptophyta, Magnoliopsida, Proteales, Proteaceae.